AUCUAUAUAUUAUUUAGUUCAUGCUUCGCAAAACGCAAAGUGUGGAUUAAUUGUGUUUAUCAGUAUCGUAAUUAUAAUUAGAAUUUAUAAUGCCGUUGGAAAAUUUAGAAGAAGAGGGUUUAGAGAAAAAUCCCAAUUUGGAAUUGGCCCAAACAAAAUUUUUAUUAAGUCUGCCAGAACAUAAGGAUGAUCCAUAUUUAAAGAACAAACUGUUAGAUGCCAUUAAAGCAGAAAAUAUGGCUCCAUUUUAUGAAGAAGUUUGUAAAGAUUUGAAUUGGCCGGUCGAUGAUACUCUUUUAACUUCUAUGAAAACUAAGAAUAUGGAACAAUUGAAAGAAUUAGAUGAUGCAAUUGAAGAUGCUGAAAAGAAUUUAGGUGAAAUGGAAGUGAGAGAAGCUAAUCUUAAAAAAUCAGAACAUUUAUGUAGAAUAGGUGAUAAGGAAGGUUCCAUUUCGGCAUUCAAAAAAACUUACGAUAAAACUGUAUCAUUAGGACAUAGAUUAGAUAUUGUAUUUCAUAACAUUAGAAUUGGAUUAUUUUAUUUAGAUCAUGAUCAUGUUACAAGAAAUAUAGAAAAAGCUAAAAGUUUAAUAGAAGAAGGUGGUGAUUGGGAUAGACGAAAUCGUUUAAAGGUAUAUCAAGGAACAUAUUGUAUAGCUGUUCGUGAUUUCAAAGAAGCUGCAAAUUUCUUUUUGGAUACAAUUAGCACAUUCACUAGUUAUGAGCUUAUGGAUUAUAAUACGUUCGUGAGAUACACCGUAUAUUUAAGUAUGAUAAGUUUACCUAGGAAUGAACUUAGAGAUAAGAUUAUCAAAGGUUCAGAAAUUUUGGAAGUGCUUCAUAGUAAUCCAGAUGUCAAGGAUUAUUUAUUUUCUUUAUAUAAUUGUCAAUAUGCUGAUUUCUUUAAAAAUUUAGCACAUGUCGAAGGUUUAUUACGUAGAGAUUACUUAAUUUUUCCUCAUUAUCGAUAUUAUGUUAGAGAAAUGCGUAUUCUCGCUUAUACACAACUUCUAGAAUCUUAUAGAUCUUUAACGCUUCAGUAUAUGGCUGAAGCAUUUGGUGUUACGGUAGAAUAUAUUGAUCAAGAAUUAUCACGUUUUAUUGCUGCCGGAAGAUUGCAUUGUAAAGUUGAUCGCGUUGGUGGUGUAGUUGAAACUAAUAGACCAGAUAGUAAAAAUUGGCAAUAUCAAGCUAUGGUUAAACAAGGUGAUUUGCUACUUAAUAGGGUUCAAAAGUUAUCGCGUGUUAUUAAUAUUUAAGUAAACGGAAAAUAAAUCAUGACAUCAUAUUUUAACAUCUACUUAUUGUCUGAUGUGUUCUUGAAGUAUUUGAAAUUUUAUUAUUUUACCCUUUAAUUUUGUAUCAAAGAUUUAAUAUAAUUUUCAAUUUUUACGAUAGAAAUAUACAUCUUAAAUGUCA
Molecule: messenger RNA, 1419 nt
Organism: Apis mellifera (honey bee)
Lineage: Eukaryota; Metazoa; Arthropoda; Insecta; Hymenoptera; Apidae
Gene: Rpn7
Product: 26S proteasome non-ATPase regulatory subunit 6
Exons: 5
Coding region: 90-1259 (389 amino acids)
Biological process (GO): proteasome-mediated ubiquitin-dependent protein catabolic process
Cellular component (GO): proteasome regulatory particle
Source: RefSeq, a predicted model, not a curated record